This is a messenger RNA of Clupea harengus (Atlantic herring), 1320 nucleotides long. It is a transcript of the gene h1-10, whose product is annotated as H1.10 linker histone. Gene Ontology annotation, biological process: nucleosome assembly. Lineage: Eukaryota; Metazoa; Chordata; Actinopteri; Clupeiformes; Clupeidae. Gene Ontology annotation, cellular component: nucleosome. The record is from RefSeq and is a predicted model, not a curated record. Gene Ontology annotation, molecular function: structural constituent of chromatin; DNA binding.
CCUCAUAAUCUGGGUUCUUUCAAUACCGGAGUCGUUGCUGCGUAGUCUCUCAACACCACAUUUCAACAUUCACGAUGGCAACGGAGAAGGUGGAAACUGUCCCCGAGACUGCCCCACCAGCCCCUGCUGCAGAGAAAGCUAAAAAGGGUGCCAUAAGCAAAGCAAACCCGGUGGCUGCGGGUGCCGUAUCUGCUGCCAAGAAGAAAAAGAAGAAGAACAAGGGCAAGAAGGGACAACCAGGCAAAUAUAGUCAAUUGGUUAUCGAUGCUAUCCGUACACUCGGUGAGAAAAAUGGCUCAUCCCUAUUCAAGAUCUUCAAGGAAGCCAAGAAAGUCAGUUGGUUCGACCAGCAAAAUGGGAGGAUGUACCUGAGGUAUUCCAUUCGGGCAUUGCUGCUGAAUGAUACUCUUAUCCAGGUGAAGGGAUCUGGUGCUAACGGCUCAUUCAAGCUCAACAAAAAGAAAUUUGAAAAAGCAGCUGCCAAGAAGAAGAGUCCGUCUAAACCAGCCAAAGCGACAAAACCAACCAAGGCAGCAAAGCCUGCAAAGCCUGCAAAGAAGCCAAUCAGCAAAACAGCGACCAAGGCGGCCAGCGCUAAAGUGAGCAAGAAGAAAGUCGCCAAAAAAACAGCGGCCAGCAAGAAGCCCGCAGCGGUCAAGACUGCACCCAAGGCGAAGAAGACAGCGGCGAAGAAGACGCCGGUGAAGAAGACGGCGGUGAAGAAGACAAUGAGUGCAAAGAAGACCAGGAAGACAAAGAAGUAAACCGGCAAAAGCUGAAUGUUGCUGACGAAAAAACGAACUGAUACAAAUAGGUCUAAAUUGGUUUAUUAUUUUUUAUAUUUUUGUAUAAAACACGUUGUUCAUUUCGUGGUGUUGUGUAGGAUAGGUUAUAAUGGCGUGGGUGUAAGCUAAGGUAGGCUGUCUGUGCUUAUUCUCGUUUUGACUGUCUUUUGUCUGUUGCCCAACAGAGGAAGGUUGCCGGAAUUGAGAUCCGUUUUACCUAUACUAUUAACAGAAUUAUUGACCAUGACCUCGUUCUCUUAGACUUCUUAAAAAGGAGUUUCUGUUUAUUUCGGACCAGUGUAACUAGCCCUGCAGUUUGCAUUCCUUUGUAUUGGUUCCGUUGAAGUGGGCGUGGCACGUCAAGUGUUAAGCAAUUCGUAGCCUACAUUUUUAUAGACCUUUUAUUUUUUACAGUUUGUCUUCAAUUAUAAACAAAGAACAUUUUGUUGAGUAAUUGUAUAUGUGAAUGCAUAAGCCUAGUCUGAAACAAAUACCAUCGCCAUGUCUUGUAAAUAAAGUCUUGUCAACUGCCAAA